Molecule: messenger RNA, 576 nt
Organism: Clonostachys byssicola
Lineage: Eukaryota; Fungi; Ascomycota; Sordariomycetes; Hypocreales; Bionectriaceae
Source: the annotation of a GenBank genome assembly
AUGGUUGCCAUCAACAGUCUUGGCCUUGCAGGACUUCUCUGGUUCUCCCUUGCCGGCAACUCACUCGCUCUCGGAGUUGAGCAAGGCACAGAUGAUCUAACGCUGCUGGAGAGAUCCGAUGCCGAUGACCUCUAUACUCGUGACUUUGAUAGCGAAAUCUACGAGCGCGAAUUCGGCAACACUGAGCUCGACGCUCGCGAGCUUCCCCUCGAGGUCCGUGGAGGUCAUCCGAAGACUCUCGUAGCCCCCGCUCUGAUGGGUCAUCCUAGCCGACGAGGUCUUAGCACUAGAAAAGACCCGAACAUGGAUGCUUUCUAUAAGGAACUGUAUGGAUCACGACCUAAGCGACGCGGUCUUAGCACCAGAAAAAACCCAAACAUAGAUGCUUUUUAUAAGGAGCUGUAUGGAUCACGACCUAAGCGACGCAGUCUUAGCACCAGAAAAGACCCGAACAUGGAUGCCUUCUAUAAGGAGCUGUAUGGAUCACGACCUAGGCGACGAGAUCUCAGUGCCCGAGCAGACUCAAACAGCCUCAACGCUCAGUGGUCGCAGGCGCUGAAAAAAUUACGACAUUAG